Messenger RNA from Ictalurus furcatus (blue catfish), 5909 nucleotides. It is a transcript of the gene pias4a, whose product is annotated as protein inhibitor of activated STAT, 4a. Gene Ontology annotation, molecular function: transcription coregulator activity; zinc ion binding; SUMO ligase activity. Gene Ontology annotation, biological process: regulation of transcription by RNA polymerase II; protein sumoylation. Bases 164 to 1684 code for a protein of 506 amino acids. NCBI's taxonomy places the organism in Eukaryota, Metazoa, Chordata, Actinopteri, Siluriformes, Ictaluridae. The record is from RefSeq and is a predicted model, not a curated record. The transcript has 11 exons.
UUUUAAAUCUUCGCAGCCCGCCUGUUUCACAUUGGCACCGCCCACUUUGGCACGGAGGAGAGCGCUGAUUGGACGUGCCACGCUCUUACUGAAUCGCUCCUGCGCGUUUCAUUGGUGCGCUGCCGCCUUUCCUCUCAGGCUCUCGCGGGGCUGUUUUGUGAAGAUGGCGGCCGAACUGGUAGAAGCGAUGAACAUGGUGAAGAGUUUCCGGGUGUCUGACCUGCAGACGUUGCUGGCCUCUAUGGGGCGCAGUAAAAGUGGGUUAAAGCAGGACUUGGUGGGGCGAGCUUUGAGACUGGUGCAGACAGAAUACAGCCCGGAGCUGCUGAAGAACGUCCGGCAGCUCUACGAAACGCGAUUUCCCAAAGCACCCGGAUGGUUGGCUGCCCGUCGCCCGGAGGGGAUACCAGCAGUGUCCUAUCCGACGAUCAACUCGUCCCCACGAAACAUAGCCCAGGGCACAGACUACCUCAAUGGCAUGCCCAAGCUAGCUGCUCCACCAGCAGCCGAAGUCAAACUAGUGCCCUUGCCCUUUUACCAGAACAUGGAAACGUUGUUGCCACCUACAGAGCUAAUUGCGCAGAAUAGUGAGAAGCUACAGGAUAGUCAGUGUGUUUUUGAACUAACACAGAGCCAAAUAGACGAGAUCCGAAACUCCAGUGAACUUCGCCCAGGAGUGAAAUCAGUCCAAGUGGUCCUUAGAAUCUGUUACACUGACUCCAUUGGUGUUCAGGAGGAUCAGUACCCUCCAAAUAUUGCUGUCAAAGUGAAUCAGUCCUACUGUCAUGUUCCCGGUUAUUAUCCUUCCAAUAAACCAGGUGUGGAACCUCGUCGUCCUUGUCGCCCUAUAAACAUCACCCCCUGGCUUCAUCUCUCGACAGCCACCAACAGAGUCACUAUCACAUGGGGCAACUUUGGAAAGCGGUAUUCCGUGGCUGUAUACCUGGUGAAGGUCUUCACAUCUGCAGAGCUCUUCACUAAGCUCAAGCAGUGCUCAGUAGAGAGCGCUGAGCGAUGUCGUGAACGCAUUCAAGACAAGUUGCGUUUCGAUCCAGAGAGUGAGAUCACCACUACAGGACUGAGAGUGUCUCUCAUCUGCCCACUGGUGAAGAUGCGUCUGGGAGUGCCGUGCCGGGCGCUCACCUGUGCUCACUUGCAGUGUUUCGAUGCAGUCUUCUUCUUGCAAAUGAACGAGAAGAAGCCCACAUGGACCUGCCCUGUAUGUGACAAACCUGCUCCCUUUGAGCUGCUCUCCAUUGAUGGAUUGCUCUCUGAAAUCCUGAAAGAGACUGAGGAUGUGGAGGAGAUCGAGUAUUUGACUGAUGGCUCAUGGAGACCAAUCAGAGACGACAAAGAAAAGGACAGGGAGCGGGAAAAUAACCACACUCCAGAGUAUCCAGUUGUGGAUAUAUGCGUUCCUGAGACGAACGGCCACUCCCCAGCACACAGCAGUACGAGCCAGACGGGACGGUCGGCAUCAGGCGGUGCAACGGCAGGCACAGGUGGUGCCAGUGGACCUUCAGGCGGAGGGGCAGUGGUGGACCUUACGCUGGACGACUCAUCAGAUGAAGAAGAGGCUGGAGGGGGGGCUGGGGACAGCGAGGACACAGACGACAGCCAGGACAGCCCAGCGCCCAAGAGGGGCCGAUACGAUUAUGACAAAGAUCUUGUCACUGCAUACUGAAACAGGCUGCAGAUACGGACAGAGGGAGAGGGGAUAUGGGUUCAGGUCUGAGCCCUAGAAAAAUCCCUUCACUCCCAUCGCUUUCUCUCCUAAAAUGCGUUUCCCCAAAAUACUCAUACAGACAUACGAACACAUGCACAAACUGUUGACCUCUGGAGCGGGUGGGCAUCCUCAUGACACCACUGGAAAUCCAUAGAUGCCCACUAAAGCCAUCCUCUGUCUUCUCCACGGCAUCUUGAUACUGUUUUCUCCCUUUAAAUAACUAUGGAGGAGUUCUAAACCACCCUUGAUUCUUUCUCUUCCAUCUCCCCCACACCUUGUAUUUCCAGCCCAAACCACUGAGCCUCACAGACACCAUAGGCAUUUUUAGCUUUCACCAUAGAUCAGUUCUGUGAGGUGACGCUUAAAAAGAUUUGUUGUCAGCAAUAUAAGGUCAGAAUCGCUAGUGGCGUAUACAGAGACAAAACUGCGAGUUAGAUUCAAAAACUUAAGUAUGGAUUAAAAUGUUACAAACUAUACUUAAUACAGAGGAAUUUCCAUUGGGUUUAGAUAUAUUGUGGAGCAGCUGUUAUCCAAAAGCCAAAAUAACUCUCGGCUCUCGCUGUAAUUCUGCAUGGUUUGGCCAGAUUUGCAAGGUAAGGGUUUGUUUUUCAUAUAUUUAUUUGUCCCCCCUUUAUUUCUCUUUUGUUCCAUGGAAAUUGACAACCUACCUCAGUCAAAAGGCAAACUUGACCACAACUUGAAAGGUUAGACAACAUGACUUGAUUAUUUUUUUUUUAUUAUUAUUAAAUAAAUAAUAAAUACUCUCUAACACUGGAAAGAAAACUCGUUUGCUAUCAUUUCGUGCCCUUAGAAAUCUCACUAAAACAGCCCAGGACUUUUCUCACAAGCGAUGGAUUUCCAAUCAGACUUGCUCACAGACAUGAGCUGCGCUUUAUCUCCCAGCUGAAAUAAGGAAUGCUCUCUCAUAAUCAGUCAACACUUGGAACUGUGAGAACAUUUGAAAUUGAUGUUCCAGCAGGUAAAUAUUGUACAGUAGGAGCUGAUGAUUAUGCAUAUGAACUCAAACGGAUGAUUGCAAGUCUCUGAGUCUCACUUUUGUGGCUUUGAUAACAAAGGCUGUGAAGUAUAUGGAGGUGCUUUCAUGAGAACUUAAAAUUGUGGAAGGCAGGGGGAGGAGAUGGAGUUGAAAAGAAGCCCAGACAUUGCCAAGAAAACAAACGGCCAUUUAAAUCACUCGUAGAAGUAAAUUCAGUGACCGCAUGAACUCUGAUAGGGAUCUAAGUCAUCUAAGCCAAUUGUGCAAUUGUUUUUUCUUUCUUUCAAGUCAGUCAUGUUUUUUUUCCCCUUCCCCUUAAUUGGACCUUUUGGUUUGAAACUGAUAGGAGACUUUGUUUCCACUGUGAGCCCUGUGAAUCAGACAUUGAUGUUGGAUGUCAUUUAUUUUUGUUGUGAGAUGGAUCUGUUGGCUUAAUCUCGUGAUAUGGAAUCGGUAAUCAGUGUAACAUGCGACAUUCUUCUUUUUUGGCAUUUGAAAAUUUGUAUUUAUUGUUUUAAUCACUUGUCUUUGAAUAGCAUUCUGUAUUAUUUGUACAUAUUGAGGCGUUUGAGAAGGGUGCAGUGCUAUUGGAAGUGCUAGUUUUUGGAAGGGAAAGAAAUAUGGUUCAGAGGCUGGUUCUGAUUACUGGGUUAGAUACUAGAUUUUGUUGUAUCCAUUCACAGAAGUCGCAGAAGUCUGUAAUCCACUCGCCUGUGGGCUAGUCAUGUGACACUAUAUACAUGGGGAUGGAGGCUGACCACUUGAAAGGGGACUCAAGGUUUUGGUUCAGAGUCCAUCUCAUCUCAUUCAAAUCAUUCGAUUAGCGAGCCAUAAUACCUGAGUACCAGGUACAAUGUUAGCAAGAAGGGGCUCACAGCUUGCAAAUCAAUUUCCGUGAGUAGGAAGAGAAACCACUGCAUAAUGUCUACUGCUCUGAGUGACACGCCUGCCCCCCCCCCCCCUCCCCCUCGAAUUCUAACUUGAAAACAGUGUCAGUACUGUAUUCCAUCUCUGCAAGGGAAUGUCUUAACUGAAAACCAUAACGAUGAAGAAAGUCAAUUUUCAUUUUGAUUUGUGAGUCUGCAUAUGGUCUUCCAUGUAUUGUCCACAAUAUACAAUAUAAUAGCUUCAGGUUUUUUGUUGAGAAGCAAAAGUGCUCAUGUUGGCAUGUUCUUUUCUCUUUUAGUCCCUGUUUUUUGUCCUCCAACUGGACCACAUUUUGCCUUUUUUUUUUUUUUUUUUUUUUUUUUUUUUUUAUAAAUUAGGACCUUCAUGAAUAGAUUUCCAUUCUAUGCUUAUUAAAUUUGUUAGAAGAGAAUUGGAUAGAUAAAGGUUCAUUUAUAUGAAGUAGAAUGACUUUCAGCUUCUCGAGUGUCGAGUCUCUGUGAUGAUGAUUUUUUUUUUUUGUUGUUUUUUUUUUUUAAAUCUGUGGUUUGACCUGAAGUGGGAUUGGAGGUGAAUCUUGAUUGGUGACAUCCCUUCUUAUUACAGUGCUUGAGAUAGCAUGGGCAGUGGCUUGCAAUGUAAUUGUUUUUGUGUGUCUUUUUACAUGUUUAUUAAAAGCCAAUAAAAAAUAAAUAAUAUUUUAUCAAAUUUCGAAUUGCCUCCAAUUUGCUCCAGUGGGUGGUCUUGGAUCAAAUUUUAGUGGUUUGUUUCUGCCACUUUCAGAAGCGAUAAUUAAAUCAGCAAGCGAUAAUUAAAUGCCCUCUGCAAUGGAUUUGGCUGUGGAGUCAAGUAUUUGGUGGUCCCUGUUUAAAUGGAAAAACAUGUAAAAAGUUAAAGGACAUCAUACUGUCAUCUAUGUGUGCAAUGAAUUAAACUGAUUUUAAAAAAUGUAGUGUUUGGCUUUCCAGUGUCCUUUUUUAAAUAACCAUUUGUAGGAAUGGUCCUGGGUUCGAUCCUGAGCUCAGCUUCCUGUCUGUUGGAUUUUCUCUGGGUUCUUCACUUUUCUUACCACCGCCCCAAAAACAUGCCAGUGGGUGGAGUGGUAACUUUAAAUUUGGGAGUGGAGUGGAGUGAGGCAAUGUGAUGCCCAGGAUGGGAAUAUGCGCAGUGUUCAGAGCAUAGGCACCACCCUAACUAGGAUAAAGUGGUUACUUAAGAUGAAUGUUUUAUACCAUAAUUAGCUCAGUUAAACAAAAGCUUAUCAAUGAACAAAUAGGCCCUACUGAGGGUGGGAUCUAAAGUUAAACAAGACAAUUACUGCAUCUUUCCACUAGAUGUCAUACCUAGUACACAAAAACAACUUACUAGAAACCAUCCAUUAUUUAAAGUCUGUUCACUUGUUAGUACCGAGACCUACUUACCCAUCUUGCAGCACUUGUAUCAUUGUUGUGUCCUUUAUGAUUGGUGUAUAUUGCACCUCUGUUUGAAGGUAACUGUGAUAUAUGUUCUAGUACAACUUGUUCCUGAACAUUUUGCUCAAUCGGUACAAUCAUCAAUGUGUACCUUUUUUUCUUUUUCUUUUUUUUUUUUAAAAUUCUCCCUCACCUGUGCAGCUUGAAACUUCUUCCAGAUGCUUCCAGACAGGAAGCUGUUGUGUAGCUUUGCAAUCCAGUUUUAAAAAACACUGAAAAAUUAGCUAAGCCCAAACAAAUGUUACUAACUAUCUAAUGGCAUUAUCUAACUCCGAAAGCUAGAUAGCUACAAAGACAAAGUACAGUCUUUAUAUAAGUGAGUGAUGGAAGAUACAGUUUCUAUAUAAUGGAACUUUCACAACAUUUUCAGUGGAUAUAAAAAGUCUACAGACCCCUGUUAAAAUGGCAGGUUUUUGUGAUUUAAGUAAAUAAAACCGAGAUAAAUCACGUCAGAAGUUUUUCCAUUCACAAUGUGAAAUUACAAUGUAUAAAAGUUAAGUGGAGAACAAACAUUUUAGGGGGGGAAGGAAAAAAUAAUAGAACCUAUAAUAACCUGGUUGCAUGAGUGUGCACACCCCUAAACUAAUACACUGUUGAAGCACCUUUUGAUUUUAUUAUACCACUCAGUCUUUUUGGCUAAGAGUCCAUCAGCGUGGCACAUCUUGACUUGACUCUUUUCCCACUCUUUCUUGCAAAAACAUUCUAGAUCUGUCUCCUGUGCUCUCCUGUGCACAGCCUGCUUCAGGUCACCCCACAGACUUUUAGUCGGAUUCAGGUCUGGGCUCUGGCUAAGUCUUUCAAAAACAUUGAUCAUCUUUUGGUUAAGCCA